Messenger RNA from Globicephala melas (long-finned pilot whale), 5096 nucleotides. It is a transcript of the gene RFFL, whose product is annotated as ring finger and FYVE like domain containing E3 ubiquitin protein ligase. Lineage: Eukaryota; Metazoa; Chordata; Mammalia; Artiodactyla; Delphinidae. Gene Ontology annotation, cellular component: plasma membrane; cytoplasm. Gene Ontology annotation, biological process: proteasome-mediated ubiquitin-dependent protein catabolic process; protein K48-linked ubiquitination; negative regulation of extrinsic apoptotic signaling pathway via death domain receptors. Gene Ontology annotation, molecular function: ubiquitin protein ligase activity. The record is from RefSeq and is a predicted model, not a curated record.
UUCCUGAGAUGAUCUCAUCUGAACCCGGCUCCAAGGACCUCAGCAGCGGCAGGAACCGGAGGCAGCUUGCUUUCUGCCCUGGCCAUGUUUUGAAACAGGCAAAAUCAGGUGGUCACAAAGCACCGAGCUGAUGUCCCUGUGCUAUGCGGCUGCUUCCCACUAGAGCACAGGCUCCAGACGUGCAGGCUCAGCGGCCAUGGCUCACGGGCCCAGCCGCUCUGCAGCAUGUGGGAUCCUCCCAGACGGGGGCACGAACUCGUGUCCCCUGCAUCGGCAGGCGGACUCUCAACCACUGCGCCACCAGAGAAGCCCAAGAAUGGUGUUUAAAGCCACCUGACUGGGGUCUCCUCGAGAGAGAGAGAGUGUGGAUGGAGAGGACGUGGAAGACAGCCUAGAUUUUAUCAUGUGGGCAACCUGCUGCAACUGGUUCUGCCUGGAUGGACAGCCUGAGGAGGCCCCACCACCCCAGGGAGCCAGGACGCAGGCCUAUUCCAACCCUGGGUACAGCUCCUUCCCUUCCCCCACGGGCUCGGAACCAAACUGCAAGGCCUGCGGGGCCCACUUCGCAAGCAUGACCAGGAAGCAGCAGACCUGCUUGGACUGUAAGAAGAAUUUCUGCGUGGCCUGUUCGAGCCAAGUGGGGAGCGGGCCCCGCCUCUGCCUUCUCUGCCAGCGUUUCCGAGCCACAGCCUUUCAGCGGGAGGAGCUCAUGAAGAUGAAGGUGAAGGACCUGAGGGACUAUCUCAGCCUCCAUGACAUCUCUACCGACAUGUGCCGGGAGAAAGAGGAGCUGGUGUUCUUGGUGCUUGGCCAGCAGCCUGUAAUCUCCCAGGAGGGCAGGACUCAUGCCCCCAGCCUGUCCCCGGACUCCCCCGAGCAGCAGGCCUUCCUGACCCAGCCUCACACCAGCACGAUACCUCCUACCUCACCCGGCCUCCCUUCUUCACCCCCAGCCCAGGCUCGGGACCGGCAGCAGGCCAAUGGCCAUGUGUCUCAGGACCAAGAGGAACCCGUCUACCUGGAGAGCACAGCCAGAGCACCUGCUGAGGAUGAGACGCAGUCUGUUGACUCAGAGGACAGCUUCGUCCCAGGCCGGAGGGCCUCUCUGUCUGACCUGACCGACCUGGAGGACAUUGAAGGUCUAACCGUGCGGCAGCUCAAAGAGAUCCUGGCUCGCAACUUCGUCAACUACAAGGGCUGCUGUGAGAAGUGGGAGCUGAUGGAGAGGGUGACGCGGCUGUACAAGGAUCAGAAGGGGCUACAGCACCUGGCGUGUGGUGCUGAAGACCAAAACGGGGGAGCAGUGCCAUCCAGCCUGGAGGAGAACCUGUGUCGGAUCUGCAUGGACUCGCCCAUCGACUGUGUUCUGCUGGAGUGCGGCCACAUGGUCACCUGUACCAAGUGUGGCAAGCGCAUGAACGAGUGUCCCAUCUGCCGGCAGUACGUGAUCCGAGCCGUGCACGUCUUCCGAUCCUGAGGGCUUGUACCAGCUUCUUCAGUGCCUUACAGGGACAUAGCUCGAGGUGUCUGGGCCCACAGUUGGCCAGCUUGCAGGGGGGCAGCCUAACAAGAAAAUCUGCAGUGUUCCCAAGACCAGGGCAAGCAAGAUGCUGUGUCACCUCUGGGCAUGCACAGAUCGCACAGGCAAGUCCCUGUUUCAGCGAUCUUGGGGUGAUGAUGGUAACUAAUGAAGAGAGGACUUUCUGGAAUUUGGACCGUAUCUUCCUCCCUUCCUCUGAGAACCUAAACAGUUUCACCCUUCCUCCUGUAGCCCACCCAUCCCCCUGAACUGCGUGUCUCUGUUCCACCCAUCGGAAGUCCUGGUGGAAAUGGCUCUCUUCUUCCCCAGCACAUCUGGAUUCAUUUCUGGUCCCUCUGGCUUUCUGUGCUUUAACCGACCUUUGCUAAAGUCUCUUGCUACAUUACCUAAAAUCCAUGUGUUUCUUCAGACCAAAAAGAUGUUAGCUUCCCAGACCAAUAGUGAUCCUCCUUAGGACAGAAUUUGGCCCAGUAAACUCAUUUCUGGCGAGAAAUGAAACACAAAUGCUAUGGAAAAAAUUUGAAGUCAUUAAGAGUUGCUUCCUUAAGUGCUGGGAUUGGAAGCUAUCAGUCUCUUGACCUGACCUUGGCAGUCAACAAAGCAUCUGGCUUUCAAACUGCUGGGAAAUUCCAGUCUCUGUGCGCGAGAUGGUGCGUGGAUCAUCUCUGCUGCUUCUCUUGGGGCCUGACUUUGUGCCAUCCUUAAUUUUAGUUUAUGAGAAAAGGGAAAGCAUUGGGUGGAAGCAAUGGCUUUCUGCUUGGCUUUGCCUUGUCCAGCAGCCAGCCUUAAACCACUUUCCCCUGAGCGUGAGAUCCCUCUUUCCCAUGGAGGUUUUAAACAUGGUCUCACUGAAGGAACAGAGAGAGAGAGCCUCACGCUUCUCUAGCUAGACUUCUCAUGAAGCUCCCAGAGACUGAGCAUGUAAGACAGAGCACCUAAGAGGUAUCAGAAGGUACUGAACGAGGCUGGAUUCAGCCCUUGAGCGGACAGCUGGAAGUCUUAGUUCCCCAGGUUGGUGGGGACUCCCUACUCCCAUUUCCUUUCUCAACCUGCUGAUUUAGGGGCAGGUCAGGAAGAAGCAUUCUCUAGGCCCUUUAGGAAGGGCCGUGCAACGAACAGGUGAUGUUCUCGAGCCCUCUUAGUGUCUUUUCACCACUGGAAGAGCUUAAGUUUGCCGGAGAAGCUUAACCAAGCACAAACGUACGUACUGUGUACUAUCAGAAGAGCGGUGUGUGCUGCCGUCACUACUGGGCGAGCUAUGCAAACCCUUGAACACCCGAAGGCCUUGGCAGUCCCCCCACCCCCACCCCAUGCAGCCAAGAUCUCUCAGACUGGAAGAACCAGUCAUGACUUUGAAAGCAGUGGGAAACCUCUAAGAGGACCUGUUUAUUGGUACAGACAUGUUUAAUGCUUUCUGUCAACCACUAAUCUCUUUUGGGGGAGUGAAAUAAUUUUAAAGUGGUUGUCAGCUGAACACUGGACCACUUACCUUGACAUUAUACUGGGUGAUUUGAUUCUGAGCUACAGCCUUUCUAGGAACUGGGGGAGUCAAGAAAUUUCCCUAUAAAGACAUCGUCUUUCAUCUUUCUGCUGGACAGUAAAUACUACAGUUUACAGUGCCUACCAGUUUAACAAAGGAUUCAGCUACUCCUCAAUUCCACUGUGAAACAGGUCUACAUGUAUGCAGCUCAGUUACAACCUAGCAAUAACUUCAGGGCAGAAGCUGGCUGUCUCCCUACUUAAAACUUGCUUUCUCUGCUGAGGCCUUACCUCUCCCUACCUCCCAACUUCCCUCUUAGACAUGAGUUAAUAAUAUCCUGAUGGUUGGUCUGUAACCUCAGUAAGAAUUAGAACUGAUGUCAUUUACUCAUUUUGGAGAAAGAACUUGCCUUGAAGUCUUCUAACCUCUUUUGGUGGUUUCCAUUUACGAAAAAAAGGUGGCAAACACCUCCCCCCACUUUUUUUGUAUCUUCUUUAUUCCUACACCAAGUAAAAGUUGGGAAUUCUAAGAUCCCAUUUCAGUUACUAUCUAACCUAGGUAGAAAACUUGACUUUUAUCCUUGAAUAUUCUCUCCUGCUCCUCAUAGGUCCUUGGUCUUAAUUAUCAUGGAAACAUCUAAUUCUUCCAUUAUUCCAUGGCUUUUGCUGUGACUGUUCUGAGGUUUCAGUUGAGACUUGUUUUAAAAGACAUGGACAGCUGACUGGUUCAUAAUACAUUGGAAUAGCUGGAUCCAAACUAGUAAGAAUAAGCUGUACAGGAAUUAGUGCUCAAUAUAAAAUGUAUAAAUUUGUUGAAAUCUUUUGGAUGUGAAUGUGUUAUUUCAAGUGGCUUAUGUUAAGAUUUUCUCAGACUUACUUGGGUGUUAAGAGCAAACCCAAAUGUGUAUUUUUUGUUACAGAGCUCUGCUUUAUAACUUUGUAAUAAAGUUUCAGUAUAGAUGCCUGUCUGAUCUGGUGUGAGGAUACCAGAGGUCUGACAGUUAAGACUGACAUGAGCUGACAAACCACAGGCUAAUCCCAGGCACACAGGCAUGCUCUUGAGAGACUGCAUUAUUUUUGGAGAUGCUUGGGCCAUGUGGCCUUGGUCAUGGAAGAGCCUAGAAGAGGAUGGGACCUGGGUAGGAAAAAGGACCAAUCCUAAGUCCAAAUAGGAAAACGCAAGUGAGUUCAGGCAUGGGACACUGAUUUGGUAGAGGCAGACCUUAAAGAUGUGGGUAGAAAGGAAUCUAAGGACAGCCAGGGUGCCUAGUUAAGUCUUCAGGUGACCCUGGGAGAUGGACAGUAGCUUGUGGAUACAGCUGUGGUGGCUGGAGUGUGGCUCAGAGGUUGGCCCAGCAUUGAGGGCAGAGUGCCCUGUCUGUGCAGGUCUGUACGCCUGCCUGACCAGGUGUCCAGGGGAGGGGACCCCUGAGUAGGCCGCCUUUGGGAGAGCUGGAUUAGUGCAGAUCUGCCUUGUGACUGAGGAAAGAAGAAAUCUUGCCAAAAGGGCGGGCAUAAAGCCUCGAGGCUGAGCCAUAGCACUUUGUCCUCAUUGUUCUGGGCAGCUGACCUGUUCAGCACCCUGGAUGACCUCUUGUUUGCUGCCAACCAGCAGCAAGUAAACAAAGGCUCAGAGGAGGGCAGGCCUCCAGCACUCUGCUGGGGAGGUCUAAGAUGUUGUUUACGGUCUGUGGAAAUACAUGGAUACAAAAUCACAUCUAACCUCAGCAGCAAAGAAAAAUUGUGUCGGAAAGACUGGAAGGAAAUAAACACCUUGUACAGUGAACCGAAGACAACACACCCAGCGAGGCAGGGAGGGGCUGAGGGGCUGAGCUCAUGACUGAGACUCCCCACUCUGCUGUGCGGCACACCCUGAGUGAGAGACCAGCCAGGCAAAAGGGCAGUGUCUGUGUCCGUUGGCAAAAUCCUGAGGGGAGAGCCCUGUUCUGCUGCUCUGUCCAGUUGCUUGGCCUGAGGAGGCUGGAGAUGGGAUGAAAAUUUAUGUAGGUCAGUGCUCAGAGGAGCAGCUUUUGUUUCCACAGAGGACAGAAUAAAGUGUCAUCUUCUCAACAGUGAA